Molecule: messenger RNA, 1178 nt
Organism: Mauremys reevesii (Reeves's turtle)
Lineage: Eukaryota; Metazoa; Chordata; Testudines; Geoemydidae
Gene: LMO2
Product: LIM domain only 2
Exons: 3
Coding region: 610-1086 (158 amino acids)
Biological process (GO): positive regulation of transcription by RNA polymerase II
Cellular component (GO): nucleus
Molecular function (GO): transcription coactivator activity; DNA-binding transcription factor binding
Source: RefSeq, a predicted model, not a curated record
AGAAGCCAACUCAGUCGUGAUGCUGCUGUUUGUGUUGCUAAAUCCCCCGGAGUCCAGUUAAGAAAUGGGCAGCUGUCUCUUUAAGUGUGAUUUCCUUCUAUUGUAUUUGAAUCGUGAUCAGGAAAAAGGAAAUGAAACCAGAGACUCGGGGCUGAACUAAAUAAUAAUAAGGAUGAUGCUGAUCUCUGCAUCUGCGGCAUAUGCACCUAUCUCAGUCUAGAGCAUGUACAGAGCUGUCCAGGCAGAAAGCAUAAGCAAAGCAAAGGGGACUCCAGGGUAAGCAGCAGUGACAGCUGAGACAGUCUGUUUCCAUCAGUGAUCUGAACAGCAGCAGCAGCAGCUGGGGCUGCCCAGCCACGCAGCAAGCAGGAGGAGCAUUGCAAGGAUGGGAGGUUAGAUCCUAAGGGUCAGCCUUGCGGAGACAUAACCCAGCAGCAGCAGCCCAUAUUUCUUUCUCUCUUUGGUGUUGCAGGAGGAAAUCCUGUGAAUGUCAUUGGGGGGUGGAGGGGAAACUCAGCUGGUGAAAAGGCAUCAGGAGCAGACAGCCUUUGUAGGGGCAGAGGGGGCAGAUCCUACCAGAGACACACUACAAAGGAACAAGCCCUGCCAAUGUCAUCAGCCAUCGAGAGGAAAAGCCUCGAUCCUUCCGAGGAGCCAGUGGAUGAAGUGCUCCAAAUCCCCCCUUCACUGCUGACAUGUGGAGGUUGCCAGCAGAACAUUGGGGACCGUUAUUUCCUGAAAGCCAUCGAUCAGUAUUGGCACGAGGACUGCCUCAGCUGUGACCUGUGUGGAUGCAGGCUUGGAGAGGUGGGGAGACGAUUGUACUAUAAACUGGGCAGGAAACUCUGCAGGAGGGACUAUCUCAGACUCUUUGGCCAAGAUGGCCUUUGUGCUUCCUGUGACAAGCGAAUCCGGGCCUAUGAGAUGACUAUGCGAGUGAAGGACAAAGUAUACCACCUGGAAUGCUUCAAAUGUGCUGCUUGCCAGAAACAUUUUUGUGUCGGCGACAGAUACCUCCUCAUCAACUCAGACAUAGUAUGUGAGCAGGACAUCUAUGAGUGGACUAAGAUAAACGGGAUGAUAUAGCCAGGACAUGAAGUAACUUAUGGGUGGCACAAAUGCAUAGCUGCAAUGAGGAAAUAAUCGCUCAAACUAUGUGUUUUGUCUAAACUGGGGGG